GAAUACGUGGUCGGAUCGAAGUAGGUGUGUUGGGAACACUGCAGUGACGGAGAUAUUGUUGCUAUUCUCAUCACGCGUCGCACUCCGCUCCGACAGAUUGAAGUGUGAAUACGUCUAAGAUCAACAGUUUGAGUGAAAUGAAGCGCCUGUGAUACUAUGAGGCCGUCUCGCACACCGCCCGCCUGCGGGUCGUUUUUGGAGGUAGACCGAAAGUGUCCCGUUUGAAGAAAAUUUUACAAUGGCAGAGUAUGAUGCUUACAGUGAUGAGUUUGAUCGGCAGUGUGUCCCCACUGCCCAUCGGCCAUUCCGUCGCGGCAAUUACCGUGCGGUUAAUCAUCAAUCGGGAACACGGCCUAAGACGUUCAGUCAACGAGGCAGCAAUCCUCAGUUGAACCGUAAGCCAGGAGAGCAUCCAAGGCGGCACAGUCAACGCGGCAAUCAUCGGCCAGCAACACUUUAUCGGGACCGAGGCGGAGGAUCAUCCGGACUUGGUAGUCGGACACGACCCGAGAAUUGUCCUGUCGAUGGACAUGUGGAAUACAAGGAUAAAGAAGAUGCUGCUGAGGGAGAUACUGCUAGGUCAAGUAGCAAGAGGAGAGAAAACAGAAGGAAACGGGAACAUCCCAUGGGAUAUAAAGCCCUAGAAAGUAUGCUUGCCUUGUAUCCAGACCAAGUAGUACUGAAACUGCAAACUGAACAUUCUGGAUAUGAUCUCUUGAUUGGUAAUGGUGAUGACAUUUCUCAUGAUAAAAUGUGUUUGCUUAUGCAAGUUCUUUGCCAUGCGUCAAAGUCUCAAGUCAAUCGAGAAAACUUGAAUACCCUUCUUGUUCAAACUUUUAACACAAAGUUUAUUAAUAAUCUGAUUAAAUUUUCUAUGGUGAUGGGAUUUCAGUUUGAAGGUGACCAUGAGAAAACAUCAAAAUAUUUUAAAGAUUUGUCAGCUGUCCUACAUACUUAUGCUCAUAUAAUGCCAAGCAGAGCUGUGGAUCACCUCCUACCGCUGAUCGAUAGUUCAGUUAUGAUUUGCCAAAGGUUAACAUUCCCGGAAAUUGUGAGACAAAAUGAAGAAACAAAAGCCUUCUUGGAAAAUGAGAAAUUGAUAGUAGAAAAGCAACACAAUAAACAAGGGAAAACCAAUAGAGAGAGAUGGCUGGACAAAUUACCUCCUCCAAAUAAUUUCCGAGAUCUACCGGUCAUUCCUACUGCUGAGGACAUCAAUGGUAUAGACAGGCCUUUUUUGAGAGAGAACAUAACUCAAGGAGGUUAUACAGAUGUUGACCAUUACUUGGAUGUACAAUUUCGGCUCCUGAGAGAAGAUUUUGUAAGGCCUCUUAGAUCAGGUAUACAAGAGUUUCGACUCAAUACACCUUCAAAAAACUUAGAUAUUAGGAUUUACAAGAAUGUGAAAGUUGUGGGGAGUGACAUAAAAAAUGGAGAGGUUUUCCACUAUGUUGAAAUACCAUUUAUCAAGAAACUGAAAAUUGAAAACACCAAAAGGCUAUUGUAUGGUAAUCUCUUGUGUUUUAGUACAGACAAUUUUAAGACCCUAAUACUAGGAUCAGUAGCAGAGAGAAAUAUGGAAGAUUUGAAGAAAGGUAGACUUGGUGUCAAAUUUGAAGGUGAUAUCAGUAACCAAAAAAAACUGUGGAUAAUGGCUGAAUCAAGAGCUUAUUUUAUGGCUUACAAGCAUGUGCUGAAAGCUCUGCAAGGAAUUACAACUGAUUCAUUUCCUUUGCAAGAAUUCAUAAUCAAUGUCACACAGAAGAAAAUAUAUCCCAGCUAUUUAACUCCACAUACCACUUAUGACCUUAGGGUAUUUAAACAUUCGAAAAUGAUGAAAACAUCAGAGACUUUCAACCAACUCUUUCGCCGCAAAGAUGAUCAGGUUCACGAUGAAAUGUGGCCUCAAAAUCCUCGUUUACAGACAGUGAGAGUAAUGGGGGAUCUUGAACUCUGGCCUUCAGUGGAGGAUCUCGGUCUGGAUGAGUCUCAGCAUAGAGCUUUGAGGAGUGCACUUACUAGCAAACUCGCCAUCAUACAGGGUCCUCCAGGAACAGGGAAAACAUUUAUUGGACUUAAGAUUACACAGACGCUUCUUCACAACAGUGACUUUUGGAAACGCGAUAGACACUCACCUAUAUUGGUAGUAUGUUUUACCAAUCAUGCCCUUGAUCAGUUUCUUGAGGGAAUUGCAAAAUUCACAGAGAGCAUUGUUCGGGUUGGUUCAAGAACGAAAAGUGACGAGAUCAGUGAUUUUCAAAUAAGAACACUUAUUAAUACAGUUAAAAGAAGGAGGCAAAUGCCUGAUGAUGUCUACGAGCUGAAUCAGACCAGGCAACAAGAUACAUUAGCGGCAGAGACGGAAGUAAGACAAUGGAAGGUAGCAUUGGAGGAGACUGAACAUCCACAAGGAAUUCUUCACAAACGUGUCUUUCUUACCGAAGGAGUGAUAACAGAUAAUGUUGCACGUCAAAUUGAGAAUAUUUCUCUAUAUUCCUGGUUGAUGGAUCCGUCAGUCUUUCGGGAAGGAAAAGAAAGUGGAGAGAUUAUCCUAGACAAUCCCAGGGCCCCAACUGAGACUCAAGAGGAGAAUGACGACGAAAUUUGGCAUGAUGCUGAGGAACUCAUGGCUAACGAGGAAGAUGAAAGGAUGAUUGAUUUGGGAGACAACUUUAGCACACAAAAGCACACCACUCCUCGCGGGAUUUUAGACUAUGAUGUGCAUUUAAAGAGCUUAGAGAAAGAGUUACUGCGUCUAAAUUCUACAAACCUGGGAGAAAUGAACGUAAUUCUGCAAACUAGACAUAUUCAGGAGGUAGAAAUACUAACUCAUAGGCUGGAUAUUCUGAGAUACGGUCUUCAAACGGUAACACGGAACUCCAGUACUGAUUUAAAGAAAGUGGAAACUAGGUUAAAUAUCAAGACUCUGUCUUUCAAAGAUCGCUGGCUCCUCUACAAGAUAUGGCUCGAGCGAAUGCAGGAAAAAAUUAAGACAAAAUAUGAAACUGCAGAAAAAGAGUUCCAGCGGUGCUCAAAGGCCUUGGAAGAGAUUCGGUUCCAGGAAAUGCUUCAUGUCAUGAGACACGCAGCAGUAGUGGGCAUGACGACAACGGGAGCUGCACAGAACACAACCGUCCUGCAAGCACUUGAGCCAUCCGUAGUGAUUAUAGAAGAAGCUGCUGAGAUCCUAGAGGCACACGUCAUCACUUCUCUUUCCAGGAGCUGCAAACACCUGAUAAUGAUUGGUGAUCACCAGCAGCUGCAGCCAAGUGCCACUGUAUACGAACUGGCCACUAAAUACAAGCUGGAAAUUUCGUUGUUUGAAAGGAUGAUCAAGAAUGGCCUACCGUAUGAGACUUUGGAUUGUCAACAUCGGAUGAGGCCUGAAAUUUCCUCCUUGCUCGUCCCAUCCAUUUAUCCGCACCUGAAGAACCAUCCGUCAGUGGCUAAGUACCCACAUAUCAAGGGAGUCACUGCAAACCUCUUCUUCAUUAACCACACUCACCAUGAGGACAAAGGCAUAUCUGAUGACAACAACAGUCGUCAAAAUACGUUUGAAGGUGAGCUAAUUAUGGCUCUUUGUCGCCACCUGAUUCUGCAAGGUUACAAGUCUGACAAUAUAACUAUCCUCACACCAUACUCUGGACAGUUCUUUCUCCUCAGAAAGUUGCAACGGAAACAUCAUGUCUGCCAGGGAGUUCAAAUCUGUAUUGUGGAUAAUUUCCAAGGAGAAGAGAAUAACAUCAUCCUACUGUCUCUUGUGCGCAGUAAUGAGAAAGGUCAAGUAGGAUUUUUACGGAAGGAAAAUCGAGUUUGUGUGGCUCUUUCACGAGCAAAGCAUGGCCUCUACAUCGCAGGUAACAUGAGUCAGCUGACUGCUGCUACAAAGGGGGAAAAUCUUUGGACAAAGAUCAACGAAGAUCUAAUAAGAAACAAAGCAAUAGGCAGUGCCUUAACACUGCGUUGUGAAAACCACCCAGAACGUCUAACUUCUGUGUCAAGUGGUGAUGACCUCCUAGAAAAAUGUCCCGAGGGAGGAUGCUUGGAAGCAUGCUCCACCUUGCUGCCAUCAUGUAAUCACAGAUGCCCUAAAAUUUGUCACAUGACAGAACAAGACCAUAAAAAUGUAAAAUGUCCACAGCCAUGUCCUAAAAUGUGCAAAAGGAACCAUUCUUGUCAACAAAGAUGCUGGGAAGCAUGUAAACCAUGCACAGAUUUAAUUGCCAAAACGCUUCCGUGUGGGCAUACCCAUAGAGUGAAAUGCCAUGAUUACGAAAAGAAUCUCCUCUGUCCGACUGUAGUUAAAAGGCAGUUGCCACACUGUAAUCAUGAAGUUGAAAUGCAAUGUCACCGUGAUCCGGUAACAUUUACGUGUCCCAUUCCAUGUGAUAUACGACUCGAGUGUGGGCAUCAGUGUACACGGAAAUGCCACACCACCAUUGACCCUGACCAUUUGGAGUUCAAGUGCGAACAGCCAUGUACACGCGUACCAGAAGGUUGCAGUAAAGCUCAUCGGUGCCAGAAACCGUGUUGGGAGAAGUGUGGACUUUGUAUGGAAUAUGUUAAGAAAGUCAAACAGUGUGGCCACAAACACACGACUCACUGCCAUAUAAAGACAGAGAAUAUCAUUUGUAAUCAAGACUGCAGAAAAAUAUUGCCAUGCCAACACCCAUGCCCGAAGAAAUGCAGCGAAAAAUGUGGAGGCUGCCCGGUAAAAGUAAAGAAGAUUGUGCCAGACUGUCGUCAUGAAAUUCAGGUUGAAUGUGGCCUGCCUCCUUUGAAGUCAAGGUGUGAAAAACGUUGCAUCCUUACCCUUCCGUGUUCCCACCCAUGCCGUGCCCUCUGCUGCGAAGUCUGUACCAAGAACUGUCAAGAACUGGUCAAAACCACUAAUGUCUGUCCAAAGGGCCAUGCUAUAUACCUACCAUGCCAUCUCCAACACCGUAAGUCUUUUUUCUUAUUAUUAAUGAUAUUUUGUUCAUUACAACUCGCUUGCAGUGCAGAGUGCCCCCCUUGUACCGAUUCUUGCCCUCUGAAGUGUAAGCACAGCCGUUGUAAGAAGAAAUGUGGGGAACCCUGCACAAACUGCCAGGAAAAAUGUGUAAGAAGUUGCAAACACCAAACUUGCGAAAAACUCUGCAGUCAGAAGUGCUCAGUCCCACCCUGUAAGAAACCUUGCCCGAAAAAUCUUAGAUGUGGGCAUCCAUGCGUUGGGUACUGCGGUGAUCCCUGCCCGCAUUUGUGCCGCACUUGUGACAAGGACACACUUACGGAGAUACUCUUUGGCUCCGAGGACGAAGAAGAUGCAAGAUUCGUGCUACUGGAAGACUGUCGCCAUGUAAUAGAAGCCGACGGUCUUGAGAACUGGCUCUCUAAUGAUGACGGUGAAAUUUCCAUGAAAAAAUGCCCACGAUGCCAGAGCCCCAUCUACAACAACAGACGUUUCCACGGCUUAGUCUUGAAGUCUUAUGAAAAUAUCCGGGAACUGAAAUACAAAUAUUAUACAGAGAAACCUGUAAUCCAGCAACGGCAUAUUGAACAAAUUCUUAGUGAUGUAUCUAUAUCUAACGGUUUCCAUGAAGAGGUCAGACAAAUAAAGAAGUUCAUCCGCCAAGAUCCACAGAACGUGGCUUCUAGGAAAAUCAAAUACCUAAGUGACGCCGAAUUGGUUUUAUUCAAGUUCCAAGCUAGCGUCCUGCAAAGGCUUUCCGAGUUGCUCAGACAGCACCCUGAUUUAUGUGAUCCUCUGAAAAAAGAAGCUGAGUUUGUACUGAUGCGAGUCAUGAGCCAAAAGCUACGAAUUUCUCUACAGAUGAUGGAAGAGAUUACUUGUGAACUGCAACGCAUUGUAGUUCUCCCAGCAUACUGGAAGGUACUCGAGCGUUUCCUACAAACCAAACUCGAACCUCUCGGUAGGAUCCGAAAUGAACUUGCUAACUGUUUUCACCCGUGUCGAAAGUUCGAUAGUCAGACGGAGAAGAAAGUCCGGGGCCUCUUUAAAGAAAGUAAGAAAUUUAUUGGCGGCCUUGGGAUAAGUGAAGAAGAAAGGCUCCAGAUCAUUGAAGCCGUUGGACUCAAGCAAGGUCACUGGUACAAAUGCCCUAACGGCCAUAUUUACUGCAUCGGGGAGUGUGGAGGAGCCAUGCAAGAAUCAAAAUGCCCAGAGUGUGGAGAAACAAUUGGUGGCAGAAACCAUGCUCUCCAUGGUAGGAAUAGGCAUGCGGGAGAGAUGGACGGAUCGCGCUAUGCUGCCUGGUCUGACCAAGCCAACAUGGCAAACUAUGUAAUUGAUUAGUAAUUGAUUUAGGAGUGAAUCCAGUCUUCUGAAUAUGAAUAUGAUUCAAAGAUUAACAAAUAGUUAGAAAUGGAACCUUUAUCCCUCUUUCCCCCCUUUCUCCACACACACACACACACACACACACACACACACACACACACACACACACACACACACACACACACACACACACACACACACACACACACACACACAUAUAUAUAUAGAUAGACAUGACCACUACGUCUGUUUGGAUAUGUGACCUACUUAUUUUUAAGCAAUAUACCAGAUACCAAUAUGGACUGUAUGGAUUUACCAUUAGAUUGCGGUUAUUGCAGAAAUGUGUUUAUUAUCUUAUGCUUUAAUUUACUUUAUAAUCCUAUUUUCUUCUUGAUCGGGGGUUCAUGAUUGAUGAAUUUAGUCUUAAUAAGUUCUUAUAAACUAAUUAUUCUCCUUUUGUUGCCUUUGCUCCUAGCACAUGCUCUCUUUUCCGGAGUAUACCACUUUCAUGAUUCGAUUUACAGCUCUGUCAGCAAAUAAAUUGUGAAGUCAC
Penaeus indicus is the source of this 6830-nucleotide messenger RNA. Its product is annotated as NFX1-type zinc finger-containing protein 1-like. Bases 239 to 6295 code for a protein of 2018 amino acids. Lineage: Eukaryota; Metazoa; Arthropoda; Malacostraca; Decapoda; Penaeidae. Gene Ontology annotation, molecular function: zinc ion binding; helicase activity. Gene Ontology annotation, cellular component: nucleus; nuclear RNA-directed RNA polymerase complex. Gene Ontology annotation, biological process: regulatory ncRNA-mediated heterochromatin formation. The transcript is spliced from 13 exons. The record is from RefSeq and is a predicted model, not a curated record.